This is a messenger RNA of Pygocentrus nattereri (red-bellied piranha), 3554 nucleotides long. Its product is annotated as proton myo-inositol cotransporter. Bases 37 to 2001 code for a protein of 654 amino acids. Gene Ontology annotation, biological process: transmembrane transport. The record is from RefSeq and is a predicted model, not a curated record. Gene Ontology annotation, molecular function: myo-inositol:proton symporter activity. Gene Ontology annotation, cellular component: membrane. The transcript has 10 exons. NCBI's taxonomy places the organism in Eukaryota, Metazoa, Chordata, Actinopteri, Characiformes, Serrasalmidae.
CCCUUUUUUGUCUUUUCCCCCACUUUUUGCCCACUUAUGUCCCGCAAACUCCCCCACCAUGACUACAGCCUCCGCAGCAUGAGCAACUUGCUGAGCGAGAGGCGGAAAAAGGCGAGCGACGACGGCGAGAGGAGCCUCAUCACAGGGGCGGGGGCUUCCAGCCUCAGCAGCCCGGGCGCGCUGAGCGCCUCCACGGCCUCAGUCAACUCUGCCGCCGCCGUUUCCGUCUCUGCUGCUGCUGGAGACCCAGAGCGAGCCGCGCGGAAGCAGCUGCAGCGGGACGACACGCCGGCCUUCGUAUACGUGCUGGCCGCCUUCUCCGCCCUGGGGGGCUUCCUGCUGGGCUACGACACGGGCGUGCUCUCCGGGGCCGUGCUGCUACUCAAGCGCGAAAGCAACGUGACCGCGCUGUGGCAGGAGCUGCUGGUGUCAUGCGGCGUGGCCGCGGCGGCGGUGUCCGCGCUGGCCGGCGGUUGUCUGAACGGGCUGCUCGGGCGCAGAGUCUGCGUGCUGCUCGCCAGCUGCGUCUUCGCCAUCGGCGGCGUGGUCCUGAGCGCGGCGCCCGGCAAAGAGGUGCUGCUCGUGGGGAGGCUGCUGGUCGGACUCGGGCUUGGGAUCAACUCCAUGACUGUUCCUGUCUACAUCGCUGAGGCCUCCCCGCCACAUCUGAGAGGACAGCUGGUCACCGUCAACACGCUCUUCAUCACUGCUGGCCAGCUUGUUGCCAGCCUUAUCGACGGGGCCUUCAGCUACGUACAGCAUGGAGGAUGGAGGUACAUGCUGGGCCUGUCUGCAGUACCUGCUCUGGUUCAGUUCUUUGGUUUCCUCUUCCUGCCUGAAAGUCCCCGCUGGCUCAUUCAGAAAGGUCUCACUCAGAAGGCACGGCGUGUGCUCAGCCAGAUCCGCGGCAACCAGAACAUAGACGAGGAGUACGAUAGCAUCAAGAGCAGCAUCGAGGAAGAGGAGAAAGAUUGUGGAGGAGAUGGUCCCAUUCUGUGGCGUAUGUUGACCUAUUCUCCAGCACGGCGUGCUCUGAUUGUGGGCUGUGGACUCCAGAUGUUCCAGCAACUCUCUGGCAUCACUACGGUCAUGUACUACAGCGCCACCAUUCUGCAGAUGUCAGGAGUGCGGGACGACAAGUUGGCUAUCUGGCUGUCCUCCCUGACCGCUCUCACCAACUUUCUGUUCACACUGCUGGGCGUGUGGCUGGUCGAGAGGGUGGGCAGAAGGAGACUGGCUCUGGGCAGCAUCAUUGGCACUUGCUUUAGUCUUUGUCUCCUGGCCUUUGGUUUCUUGCUGUCCGCCAAGCACUCCCCUCCAGUCACCAUUCACCCAACUGAUCCAUCUCUGGUCAAUUCCAGCUGCAUCACACACCUGUCGUGCGAGCCGUGUAUGCUGGAUCCAAGCUGUGGUUUCUGCUACCAACAGAACAGCACUGCUGUGUUUGCCUCCUCCUGUGUCCCAGUCAAUCAGGCCUCUACUGAGAGAGCAGCGUGGGGCAGGUGCUCCAACUCAACCCGGUCUACAGAUCACAGUCUUUGGGCUUAUAAUUUCUGUCCAAGCUCCUACUCUUGGGUGGUGCUCCUAGGACUUAUCCUGUACUUGGCUUUUUUUGCUCCAGGACUGGGUCCAAUGCCAUGGACUGUUAACUCAGAGAUCUACCCUCUGUGGGCCAGAAGUACAGGCAAUGCCUGCUCGGCUGGUGUGAACUGGACCUUCAACGUGCUGGUGUCUCUGACGUUUCUCCAUUUAGCCCAGUAUCUCACCUACUAUGGUGCAUUCUUCUUGUACUCCAGCAUGGCUCUGCUGGGCUUCUUCUUCAUUUAUGGCUGUCUCCCCGAGACCAAAGGCCGGCGGCUGGAGGAGAUUGAGUCCCUUUUUGAGAACCGCCUGUGCUCCUGCGGUGCCUCGGACUCAGACGAGGGCCGGCAGGUGGAGUAUAUCAGGGUCAAAGGCUCAAAUUACCACCUAUCGGACAACGAUGCCUCAGAUGUGGAGUAACCCUGUCAUGCAGCUCAAAGAACAUCCCUGUGAAUCCUCUCUCAGGCUCCAUACAGAGCAGACGAAGGGAAUGAAUCUGUCUUUUCUUCACCCUACCCUGACGUCAGGUCCGUCUGUACCAGGCAGGAUGCAUCUUACACAAACAACAGUCCACCAUGAUUGAAAGAAAAUGCCAUGAACAGCAUACUCAAUCACAUAAUGCGCUCACCAAGCCAGCUUUUGUCUGACGUGAUCACUACGUUAUGAGUUCAAUGGUACAUGCAGAUAUAUAAUAUUCCGACAGAUGUUGCACCACUGUUUUAGUGCUCAUUUCCACACUAUGAGAUGUUUCUUGGAGUGAAAUAUGAGUCUUACAUGUGUGUGGAGAUGCUUAACAUAAUGGGACUCUGUUUGCACCAUAGUGUUUAGAUAACCCUUAGAAGUUGCAGUUAUCAUCUGUGAUAACAAACACAUUGCUUAUUUUAUUACUAUUUCCUAAUCGUGGCUCACAGAAAGGAGCGGAGAACCUCAGCUGAAAAUGCAGAUUCUCAACUCUCAGCUGACUACACAUGUGCGCUUGUAACUAGAAGAGGAGAUAUAAGUUAUAAGCUGUUGUGUGCAGUCUUCUUUUACAGAAAGAAAAAAAUCCCAUCCUUCAGUUUUUUUUUCAGUAUUUCUUGACAUUGAAUCAAACAGAAAAGUCUGAAGUGCAGACACGAAGCUGUCUGUAUAGAAAGUAAAUGCAAGUCAUUAUGUAACUAUGUAACUAAAAAAUAUAGCAAAAUAACAGUAAAAACUCAACUUCUAAGGAUUAAUAUUUGUGAACAACAUUCUACAGUUCAGAGGUGCAAUACACACAGAAAACACUUAUAACUCUUAUGGCGAGCUGGGGUGUAAAAAUGUCAAAGAAAAUAUGUCUUUUGCAAAUAUCAUUUAAAAUGUGUAGCAUACCAGAACUGGAUAGUAGCCUGAAUUCUGUCUUACACUGUUUCCUUUGGCAGCAGUUUAACAGUUGAAUACACAACCCCUUCGUUACAAAUAGAUAUUAGGAGCUUAGCGUGUGCUGAUAUGUAUAGAGCUUAGAGAGUAUUUUAGGUUAGUGUGCAAUGACCUCCCAAAUCAGCUUCAUAUUUUUACCCAUCCAUUCUUUUUGGAUUAGACAAAUCCAAGUUUACCUUUGUCUUUUUGACUCAGUUUGAUUUUGUCUUCCUUUAUAGCCUUGUGUACAAAUAGCACUGCAUCGCAUAGCCCUUGUCCAUGUAACAGAGUGCAAUACCUGUUUUGGCGAGUAGUGUAAUAUCCAAUGUUCUGUUUUGUAUUGUGCUACUGUGAGUACACCUUGGUAGUCUGGUACACAUAGAUUUGUGCCAAGCUGACAUGUUGUGGCUGUGUGUGUAAAAAAACAGUCAAUAGGUAUUGUAAAAGCAACAAUAUCAAGCAAAACUAACACAAGUGCUUUUUAUGCUAAUUUGUUGUUUUAGUGGCCGGUAAUGUGUGAUUGUGCACAUUAGGCCUUGUGUAUUAUGCCUUUUUUUUCCACUGUUAGCGCAAACUGAUACAUGAUUGUGUUUUCA